GGCGUGACAAACGAUCGGUCAUAUGAGCGUCAGUAGCGCUCGAGCAGUCCUGCCCAGUAGCGCCAAGUCACCGGGAAACCUUGGCGCUCGUGAGGAUUUUGCAACGGGAUGGAGCGGUAUGGCGACGCCGACGUACAUUAUAAACAUCAAGGUGCUGAAUUAGGCUAUGGUUUGCCCUGAUACAUAACGGUAACAGCAGUGCUUCCCAGACCACCCCCCCAGCCAGCUACUCCACCAACCCUUCAGCCCAGGCCCAGUCAUGACAGCCAAGUCGUCCAUGCUCAAGGUGAUCCUCCUUGGGGACGGAGGCGUGGGCAAGUCCUCCCUCAUGAACCGCUACGUCACCAACAAGUUUGACACCCAUCUCUUCCACACCAUUGGCGUGGAGUUCCUAAACAAGGAGCUGGAGGUGGACGGGCGCACCGUGACGCUCCAAAUCUGGGACACGGCGGGCCAGGAGCGCUUCCGCUCACUCCGGACACCUUUCUACCGUGGCUCCGACUGUUGUCUCCUGACCUUCAGCGUGGAUGACAACCAGAGCUUCCACAAUCUCAAUAACUGGAAGAAGGAGUUUGCCUACUACGCUGAUGUCAAGGAACCUGAGAAGUUCCCAUUCGUGAUCCUGGGUAAUAAGUUGGAUGUGCCAGAGAGGCAGGUUUCGGGCGAGGACGCCCGCCAGUGGUGCCGCGACAACGGCGGCCACCCGUACUUUGAGACGAGUGCCAAGGACUCGACCAACGUGGCGGCCGCGUUUGAGGAGGCGGUGAGGAGGGUGCUGGCGCAGGAGGAACGGGGGGAGCACCUCAUCCCGACGGACACAGUGGACCUGCACAGGAAGCCGCGCUCUGGCGCCUCCUGCUGUUGAGAAGAUGUAGGGUUGAUGACCUUUAUUUGACUCUUAAAGGCCCAAUGCAGCUGUUUAUCUCAAUUUGAAAUGGGCAAAAAUAGCUUUUUAGCAAAAAAACUAUUUCUCAAGCAAGAAUUUUGCUAAGACUGGGAAAACUAGCUGUUUUUUGGAAGAGGUUUGGAACAGUUUUUGUUAUUGGUAUAUUAACCAGUCUACCGAACAGUGAUGUCACCAUUGAAAGCUGAAACUCCCGUCCAUGAAAACCUGCUGAUUAUAAUGUCCUGUGUAGAUUGUAUUUUCAAUCACCAACUAUCAGGAAAUAAACUGAUCACAUUUUUUUCAUAAUUUUACAGUGUUUGUUUCAUCAGCUGUUUAUAUACAAUAUGGUAUGAAACACAGGAAAAUUAGAAUUUUGACUGCACUGGGCCUUCAAAGAGACAGUAGGGGCAUAUUUGAACUUCUGCUGCCCAACUCUGGCCGUAACUUGUGAGUUCUGAUGAUACCAACGGCCACUUGGUUCAAGUUCUCCUUUUUAACUGUGGUUAAUGCUUUCGUUCUGCUCUGUGCUCCUCCCUUGGUUUACCUGACUGCAUGUGCACGCAGACACACAGCCUGUUCAUGGCAUUAUACACACCCAACCCACUUAGGCUAUAUAAGUUUUAUCAUACACAGGAGUGCUCAUAGUUGGGCCUGCUAUUUGACAUUCCUUUGCGCUGGCGAGUGUUUUAUCAGUGACUACUACGAUCAAGAGAUUACUUUGUUCUGCGCUUGUCCUCCAGCAAUCAAGUAAUGACUAAAUAUUUACAUUUUUACUCAUAGCAGACACCCUUAUCCAGAGCAACUUACAGUAGUGAGUGCUUAUAUCUUAUGUACUUUUUCAUAGUGGUCCCCCGUGGGAAUCAAAUUCACAACACUGCCGUUGCAAGCACCCUGCUCUAUCAAUUGAGCCACAUGGGAAAUACUACAUUGUCAUCCCAUCUAUUAAAUGGGCUGAAUAUGCCAAAUGUAUAUUAAUAUUGUUGAUUGUAUAAAAUAAUCGUAUUUUGUAUUAACGUUAGUGGUGGUAGUCAGUACACAGACUGACUGAACUACAGUAUGUGUUGGGGGGGGAACCAGAGGGUUCUGUCCAGUCUACAUCAUUGUACAAAUGGAAAGAAUUUCAGUCAAACCCAUUUCUCUGAUUAUUCUCACUUGAUGGGCUGAUUUUAGAUUUUAAACCCACUCAACCCAGCCAUGCAAAUUUUGGCUGUGUGAAUUUGAAGCCUUUCAUUGGCUGGAUUGCGUGCUCUAUAGAGACCAACGAUGAAUGGACUCCCAUCAACAUCCAUAAGUAUGUCCAGCAUUCAUAAAGACCAAAACAGCUUUAACAUAUUUAAUCUCAUCCAAUUUCCAGAUAAACUGUCAAAAGCCUUUUUAUAGCCAUGUUAAUGUGUGUUCGUUAGGAAUGUCAGGGCACUGAAGCAUGUAGAUUGGUCUUUUAGUUACAAAAACAUUAGCUUUAAUUUAUUUAAAUGUAUUUACAGUCACUCACUAUGCGAACUAGUGCACCUGAUGCCUCAGGACGUAAGUGCAUUAGCUAGCCUAACUGUUUUCGGAGAGUUUGGAAAUGAGGCUUUUUAAUGUUAUGUUGCCUGGACCUGGACUAACCAUUUAGGAAUUGAGCAGCAAAUCCCGGGCCAUUGCGCCACAAUUUAUUAUAGUAGGCUAUAGGCUGACUUGUGCUAUCAUGAGUUCUGUGUACUAUAGCCCCAAGGAAACCAGUUGUAAAUGCAUACCAGUUGUUUCUAUGUUUUGCUGUAAAACAAGACCAACCAUGACACACAAACUGUAGGCCUAUUGUACUUUUGUUUUUAUGUAAAAAAAAUAUUGUUGGUUAUUUGUCAAAAGACCCCCAAUAACAGUGAUGUUACCAGUAUUCAAAAGCGAACCAGUAAUUUCUACAGCAGGGUUCCCCAAUUUUUGGAGACACCUACUCAUUCAAGGGUUUCUCUUUAUUUUCUACAUUGUAGAAUAAUAGUGAAGACAUCAAAACAAUGAAAUAACACGUAUGGAAUCAUGCAGUAACCAAAAAAGUGUUUAAUAAAUCAAAAUAUAUUUGAGGUUCUUCAAAGUAGGCACCCUUUGCCUCGAUGACAACUUUGGACACUUGGUAUUCUCUCAACCACCUUUCCAACAGUCUUGAAGGAGUUUCCACAUAUGCUGAGCACAUGUUGGCUGCUUUUCCUUCACUCUGUAGUCCAACUAGAUCAUCCGUUCACCUACUCUGUGUCUCACAAAGACACAGUGGUUGGAACCAAAAAUCUAAAAUUUGGACUCAUCAGACAUAUUUCCACCGGUCUAAUGUCCAUUGCUCAUGUUUCUUGGCCCAUGCAAGUCUCUUCUGAUUGUCCUUUAGUAGUGGUUUCUUUACAGCAAUUUGACCAUGAAGGCCUGAUUCACACCAUCUCUGAACAGUUGAUGUUGAGAUGUGUCUGUUAUUUGAACUUUGAAGCAUUUAUUUGGGCUGCAAUUUCUGAGGCUGGUAACUCUAAUGAACUUAUCCUCUGCAGCAGAGGUAACUCUGGGUCUUCCUUUCCCAUGGCAGUCCUCAUGAGAGCCAGUGCUUGAUGGUUUUUGCGACUGCACUUGAAGAAACUUUCAAAGUUCUUGAAAUUUUACAGAUUGACUGACCUUCAUGUCUUAAAGUAAUGAUGGACUGUUGUUUCUCUUUGCUUAUUUGAUCUGUUCAUUCCACAAUAUGGACUGGGUCUUUUACUAAAUAGGGUUAUCUUCUGUAUACCAUCCCUACCUUGUCAAAACACAACUGACUGGCUCAAAUGUAUUAACGAAAGAAAUUCCACGAAUUAACUUUUCACAUGUCUUAAUUCUUAAUUGAAUUGCAUUCCGUGUGACUACCUCAUGAAGCUGGUUGAGAGAAUGCCAAGAGUGUGCAAAGCUGUCAGAGGCAAAGGGUGGCUACUUUGAACAAUCUAAAAUAUAUUUGGAUUUGUUUAACACUUUUGUUUACAUGAUUCCAUGUGAUAUUUUAUAGUUUGGUGUCUUCACUAUUAUUCUAGGAUGUAGAAAAUAGUAAAAAUAAUGAAAAAACCUUGAACGAGUAGGUGUCUCCAAACGUUUGACCGAUACUGUGUAUAAUAUAUGUAUAGUUAUUGUUUUAUUGCUGCAUGUAAGACUGUAAAAACACUGGCAAAUCAGCUCCAAGUGAUUUUUAUUUUGUAAGUCUUCCAAAGUAUUCCCACGCAUUAUAGAAAGAUGCAUGUAAUCGUAUACAAAUGUAAGCAAGGUUUGAAAUGUAUGUUUUUGUCAAAUAUUCGAUCUUUGGACUUUGUGGUCAAUUUGCAGUCUAAAAAUAAUUUAUUUUCUGGCCCCCUGACCAUCCGCUCAUGAACAAAAAUUGUCCUGUUCCAGUGUCUUGCAUUAAAACAUGAAACACUAUCAAUACGGUCUUAAAAUGUAUGUUUGUGUGUGUUGAAAUAAAAAGUUGGCCAUUUUUUAACCUA
This is a messenger RNA of Oncorhynchus masou masou (cherry salmon), 4347 nucleotides long. Its product is annotated as ras-related protein Rab-9A-like. The record is from RefSeq and is a predicted model, not a curated record. Gene Ontology annotation, molecular function: GTP binding; GTPase activity. Bases 260 to 865 code for a protein of 201 amino acids. NCBI's taxonomy places the organism in Eukaryota, Metazoa, Chordata, Actinopteri, Salmoniformes, Salmonidae. The transcript is spliced from 3 exons. Gene Ontology annotation, biological process: Rab protein signal transduction; retrograde transport, endosome to Golgi. Gene Ontology annotation, cellular component: late endosome; phagocytic vesicle; lysosome.